AGCUGAUUUGCUGCAGCGGCGGCGGCGGCGGCGGCGGCGGCGGCGGUGGAGGCGGCAACGGGUGCCUCGCAGCCGCGCUAGCGAGGCGGAGGCUGGGCUGGGGUUCCAGUCCGAAGUUUCCGCGCCCGGGUUUGCCCACCCGGCGUCCUGCCCGGACACGUCCCCGCCUGGUCCUCUUGGCCGGAGGGACGGGAAAUAGCCAGGCACAUGAUGAGGCUGUGACAGGUUUGCCGGCAGGAUGGCAGGAAACAGCCUCGUGCUGCCCAUCGUCCUGUGGGGCCGCAGAGCCCCGACACACUGCAUCUCAGCUGUGCUGCUGACGGAUGAUGGGGCCACAGUCGCGACCGGCUGCCACGACGGGCAGAUAUGCCUCUGGGACCUCUCCGUGGACUUGGACGUCAAUCCUCGAGCUCUGUUGUUUGGUCACACAGCAUCAAUCACCUGUUUGUCUAAAGCUUGUGCGUCUAGUGACAAACAGUAUAUUGUGAGCGCAUCUGAGAGUGGGGAGAUGUGCCUCUGGGACGUGAAUGAUGGCAGAUGUAUUGAAUUUACAAAAUUAGCUUGCACACAUACUGGCAUACAGUUCUAUCAGUUCUCUGUUGGAAGUCAGAGAGAAGGAAGGCUUCUGUGCCAUGGUCAUUAUCCUGAAAUCCUUGUGGUGGAUGCCACCAGCCUUGAAGUGUUGUACUCCUUAGUCUCAAAGAUCUCUCCAGACUGGAUCAGCUCCAUGAGUAUUAUUCGAUCCCACCGAACACAAGAGGACACCGUGGUGGCACUCUCAGUGACGGGCAUCUUGAAGGUGUGGAUUGUCACCUCGGAAAUAAGUGACCUGCAGGAUACUGAGCCAAUAUUUGAGGAAGAAUCCAAACCGAUUUACUGUCAGAAUUGCCAAAGCAUCUCUUUCUGUGCGUUCACACAAAGGUCACUUUUGGUGGUGUGCUCCAAGUAUUGGAGGGUAUUUGAUGCUGGAGACUACUCCCUGUUGUGCUCGGGUCCGAGUGAAAACGGGCAGACGUGGACGGGAGGUGACUUUGUCUCAGCUGAUAAAGUCAUCAUCUGGACUGAAAAUGGGCAGAGUUAUAUUUACAAACUACCUGCCAGUUGCCUUCCAGCUAGUGAUUCAUUCCGCAGUGAUGUGGGGAAAGCAGUUGAAAAUUUAAUUCCUCCAGUACAACAUAGCCUAUUGGAUCGGACAGAUAAAGAGUUGCUAAUUUGUCCUCCUGUGACUCGAUUCUUCUAUGGAUGCAAAGAAUACUUCCACAAACUAUUAAUUCAGGGUGAUUCUUCUGGAAGAUUGAAUAUUUGGAACAUAUCAGACACACCUGAUAAACCAGAAGGGCUGGAGAUGACCACGUCUAUUAGUUUGCAAGAAGCAUUUGAUAAACUGAGUCCAUGUCCUGCUGGAAUUAUAGAUCAGCUGAGCGUGAUCCCCAAUAGUAACGAACCUCUUAAGGUGACGGCAAGUGUGUACAUACCAGCCCACGGACGACUCGUCUGUGGCCGUGAAGACGGAAGCAUCGUUAUUGUCCCCGCCACACAGACGGCCAUAGUGCAGCUGCUGCAAGGCGAGCACAUGCUCCGCAGAGGCUGGCCGCCUCACAGGACACUCCGUGGCCAUCGGAACAAAGUCACGUGUUUGCUGUAUGCUCAUCAGGUCUCAGCCCGUUAUGAUCAAAGAUAUCUCAUAUCUGGAGGCGUGGAUUUCUCGGUCAUCAUUUGGGACAUAUUUUCUGGAGAAAUGAAACAUAUCUUCUGUGUCCAUGGUGGCGAGAUCACUCAGCUUCUAGUUCCACCUGAAAACUGUAGUGCAAGAGUGCAGCACUGCAUCUGUUCUGUAGCCAGUGACCACUCAGUUGGACUUCUAAGUUUGCGAGAGAAAAAAUGCAUUAUGCUGGCGUCUCGUCAUCUUUUCCCCAUUCAAGUAAUCAAGUGGAGGCCUUCUGACGAUUACCUAGUAGUGGGAUGUUCAGACGGCUCCGUGUAUGUCUGGCAAAUGGAUACUGGAGCGCUGGACCGGUGUGUGAUGGGGAUCACGGCUGUGGAGAUCCUGAACGCCUGCGAUGAGGCAGCCCCUGCUGCCGUCGACUCGCUGAGCCACCCGGCGAUCAACCUCAAGCAGGCCAUGACACGCCGCAGCCUCGCUGCUCUGAAGAACAUGGCCCACCACAAGCUGCAGACUCUGGCCACUAACCUCUUGGCUUCUGAGGCAUCUGACAAAGGAAAUUUACCUAAAUAUUCUCAUAACUCCCUGAUGGUUCAAGCAAUAAAGACAAACCUAACAGACCCGGACAUUCACGUGCUCUUCUUUGAUGUGGAAGCGCUGAUUAUUCAGCUCUUGACUGAAGAAGCCUCUAGGCCGAACACGACGCUUAUUUCCCCAGAGAAUCUGCAGAAAGCAUCUGGCAGUUCAGACAAAGGGGGCUCUUUUCUAACUGGAAAACGAGCAGCAGUCCUCUUCCAACAAGUGAAGGAAACCAUCAAAGAGAACAUAAAAGAGCACCUCCUGGACGACGAAGACGAGGAUGAAGAGGCGGUGCGGCAGAGGCGGGAGGACAGCGACCCUGAGUAUCGGGCCAGCAAGUCCAAGCCGCUGACCCUGCUGGAGUAUAACCUGACGAUGGACACCGCCAAGUUGUUCAUGUCCUGCCUCCACGCCUGGGGUUUGAAUGAGGUCCUGGACGAAGUGUGUCUCGACCGCCUGGGGAUGCUGAAACCCCACUGCACAGUGUCGUUUGGCCUCUUAUCGCGAGGAGGUCACAUGUCCCUGAUGCUUCCGGGUUAUAACCAGGCGGCUUGUAAACUGUCCCGCGGGAAAGCUGAAGUGGGAAGGAAGCUGGCGGCCACCGAGGGCGUCGGGAAGGGGACCUACGGCUUGUCCCGGGCCGUCACCACGCAGCAUCUCCUGUCUGUCAUAUCUUUGGCAAACACCUUGAUGAGUAUGACCAACGCAACUUUUAUUGGUGAUCAUAUGAAGAAGGGCCCUACCAGGCCACCUAGACCAAGCACCCCAGACCUUUCUAAGGCAAGGGGUUCCCCUGCAACUUCCAGUCUUAUUGUGCAAGGACAGAUUAAACAAGUGGCUGCACCUGUCGUUUCCGCUCGGUCUGAGGCUGAUCAGUCUGGCUCUGACCCUGCUUCCACUCCUGCUUUACAUACCUGUUUCUUAGUAAAUGAAGGAUGGAGUCAGUUGGCUGCCAUGCAUUGCGUUAUGCUGCCAGAUCUCCUGGGACUGGACAAGUUCAGGCCCCCGCUUCUAGAGAUGCUGGCUCGGAGAUGGCAAGAUCGAUGCUUGGAGGUCAGAGAAGCUGCACAAGCCCUGCUUCUAGCUGAACUGAGAAGAAUUGAGCAGGCGGGACGGAAGGAGGCCAUUGAUACCUGGGCUCCUUACUUACCUCAGUACAUGGACCACGUCAUAUCACCGGGGGUCUCAGCAGAAGCCAUGCAGACGAUCACCACUGCUCCUGAUGCCUCCGGGCCAGAAGCCAAAGUCCAAGAGGAGGAGCAUGACCUUGUGGAUGAUGACAUCACGACUGGUUGCUUAUCAAGUGUCCCACAAAUGAAGAAAAUUUCCACAUCUUAUGAGGAAAGACGGAAGCAAGCUACUGCUAUUGUUUUACUAGGAGUAAUAGGAGCUGAAUUUGGUGCUGAAAUUGAACCUCCUAAACUAUUGACCAGACCUCGAAGCUCUAGUCAGAUUCCUGAAGGAUUUGGUUUGACUAGCGGUGGAUCCAACUACUCACUGGCCAGGCACACAUGUAAGGCCCUGACGUUUCUUCUGCUGCAGCCACCAAGCCCUAAGCUUCCUCCACAUAGUACCAUCCGCAGAACAGCCAUUGAUCUGAUUGGACGUGGUUUCACAGUCUGGGAACCUUACAUGGAUGUGUCUGCUGUCCUUAUGGGGCUUCUCGAACUUUGUGCUGAUGCCGAGAAACAACUUGCCAACAUCACAAUGGGGCUGCCUUUGAGCCCUGCCGCCGACUCCGCCCGCUCCGCCCGGCAUGCCCUCUCCCUCAUUGCCACGGCCAGACCACCCGCCUUCAUCACCACCAUCGCCAAAGAGGUGCACAGACACACUGCUCUCGCUGCAAACACCCAGUCUCAACAGAAUAUGCACACCACCACUCUUGCCCGAGCGAAAGGGGAGAUUCUGAGAGUCAUUGAAAUUCUUAUCGAAAAGAUGCCCACAGAUGUCGUGGACCUUCUUGUGGAGGUUAUGGACAUCAUUAUGUACUGCCUCGAAGGAUCUUUAGUUAAAAAGAAAGGUCUUCAGGAAUGUUUUCCAGCCAUCUGCAGGUUCUACAUGGUCAGCUAUUAUGAGCGGAAUCACAGAAUAGCCGUUGGAGCUCGCCACGGUUCAGUGGCCCUGUACGACAUUCGGACUGGAAAAUGUCAGACAAUCCAUGGACACAAGGGACCGAUCACCGCAGUGGCCUUUGCCCCGGAUGGACGGUAUCUUGCCACCUACUCGAACACGGACAGCCACAUUUCUUUCUGGCAGAUGAACACGUCCCUGCUGGGGAGCAUCGGCAUGCUGAACUCAGCACCCCAGCUGCGCUGCAUCAAGACCUACCAGGUGCCCCCGGUGCAGCCCGCCUCCCCCGGCUCGCACAACGCCCUGCGGCUGGCCCGGCUCAUCUGGACCUCGAACCGCAACGUCAUCCUCAUGGCGCACGACGGCAAGGAGCACCGCUUCAUGGUCUAGCGCUGCGGCCCUCGAGCUCCGUCUCCCAGGUCUCCAAGCCCAGAGCCCCCCUCCCUCGGCGCCCGCCCCCACCCCGCGCCAGGGUCAUCGGGGGCAGCAGGGUCUGUGUCCUCCCGCCCCCACCCCUGCACCGGGAGGGGCGGCUGGCGGUCCUGUUGCUCAGGGCGCCGGGAGCCCGAAAAUCAAUAACCGCUGUGAUUGCACUGCCAGCGCAGAUCAGCAGUUUCCGAGCGCUGAACCCCACCUCCGAACGUGGUGGGGACCUGGUCAUUCUGACAUUGGGUUUUAUGGUCGCGUGGCAGUCCUAAUCAUUGACGCUAUUUUCCUUUGGAUUUCCUAAAAGAUGCUAUUGUUUACCAGAAGGAUUCUGUGUUUACACGAUCUCUCUUUUUUUUCCCUUUCUGGGAGAUUGCUCGGAAAUUACUCAAUUCAAUUUCCUAGGGUUUAGCCACUACCUUGUUUAGUAACAACUAACCAAUUGGAGAUUAAUGAGAAAAUACACACACACACACACAUGCACAGAUUUUCAUGGAGAAUAGUUUCCUGGACACCCAGCCUUCCAAAAUGCUCAUAUCCUGCUCAAAUGAUGCUAUAUUUGGUUAAAAAUCAAGAUCAUCACUCCUGAAGAUCUAGUUAAUAUAAUCAUCCAGUCACUAGAACUAAUUUCUGAAAUGGACUUUUGUAAUAAAGAUCCAAGUUUGGAAGCAUAGCAUACGCCUGAAAAGAAGAUUCUUGUGUCUAUAGCUACAGAUCUUUUUAAGAAGGAGCUUACCCCUUCCUUCUAGAAACUUCACAGACCUGCAGUUCCCAUAUGUCAGCUAUCAUUUAAUAGUUACAGUUCAGCCUUCAAACCACUACUGACCAGUUAAAGGAAAGCCAAGACAAUAUUUCUUUUAAACAUGUGUCCUAGAAAAUAACUAUGGCACAGGCAUUUGGGAGUAUACAGUCACCCUCAGUGUCUGCAGGGCAUCAGUUCUAGGACCCCCAAGGAUACCAAAGCCCACAUGUACUCAAGUCCCUGGUAUAAAAUGGCAGAGUACACAAAGGGCUGGCUGUAUAUACACCUGUGGGGGGCUCAGUCAAUCUGAACAAGCCUUGCCGUGAGGGUGUUCAUCACACUUCUAAGUAAACUUUAACUAGGGCACUGUCUUCUUCUGUCAGAUUAUACUGGUUCUUUGCUCAUAGUCAUGGGGAAAAAAAUCCAUAAAAUAAUAUUUUGGAUGACUUGCUCCUAACAACCUUGAUCUGUAUAUAGUUGGGAAUUUGGCUGGUUGGUUGUUGACUUGUUGGUUAAUCAGGCAAAAUGGUUUAUUAAAUACAAAAAUAGAAAAUGAUUUAUUAAAUUCAGAAAAAAAUAUGAAGUUUACAAAGAAACCAAAAGUGGUAAAGGGAGCAUCUAAUGUUAAAAAACCUAGGUUGACAGAGUUCUUAUAAUACACAAAAGAGUAUGAUCACAGUCCAGGAACAAAUACAGCUGUUACUUUAUUGAAACAGAUUUCUAAAGAACAUGUUAGGAAAUCAAGUCCACUAGAACAACUCUUUCAUAGUGAUGAGAAGUAUGUCAUGUCUGUUGAUGGCAAACCCACUCUAUACCUUGGUUUUAGACUUUAGGUGUUCUUCAAAAAUGAAUUCCUGCCACAUGCAUGUACAUUGUAUUUAUAAAGAUCUUAUAUGUAGCUUCCCUGGAAGAAACUAAGAACUAUACACCACCGUAGACUUGGUUUGGUGAGUGAGCUGUUGUGUCCGAUAUAGACAGAAAACCUGAGGAGAACACAAGAGGGGCUCUCAUUUUUCCAGUGGUUUCCCGAGUCUUCAGUGCAAGUACCCAGCACAUGUUUACCUUAUGAACUGAAAUGAAGAUUAAUUUAUUCUAGACUACAAAGCUGCUUUGGAAUGAUGAAGUACAGGUAUACUUGAGAGUUUUUUUUUUUUUUUUGAAAAAACAAAAUGUUCACUGCGUCAAGAGGAAGGUGUGAGACUUGUGGGCGGGCCACCCCCAAAGAACAGACCGCACACCCCACGGAAGUUCAGAAGAAAGCUGUGAGGACCUGGGCAGUGGGGCUCGGCCAGCCGCACAUCCCGGCUGCAGAGACAGCCGUGAUUGUUGGCGAGCAGAACAUGACCGUCGUAGGAUGCCGAGGUGGACAGUAUCUGCUGGUUAGACAGUCACCUCUAACUGCUACACUAACAUUUGCAUUCUUGGUCCCACAAAUCUCUCCUUGACUCUUUGAACAACCACAGCUACAAACUUCAUCACAGCUCAGACGUCUCAGCACUGAGGUCAACUUGCUGUUGUCAUCACAGCGUACGCUUUUGGUGUCUUACUGAUUUUGUUGGCGCUGUACUUGGAGCUGUCCUUGUAAACGUAGAGACGUCUGUGUGGCUUCAUUGGUAAGUCCAAGCUCAGGAUGCCGUGUCGUGACACCUGUACGAAAACGUGAUGAUCGAACUCACUGCGUCCAGCACGUGAAAUAAAACGUCUGCCUCUCGAGAUGCCUCUUGAUGACGCCACUUAACAGAUUCUAAAUGUGCUGACUGUCCCUGUGUACAUAUGUGUGUUAAAACGGAACUGUACUGAAGGUGGUUUUUCUCAUUAAAAACGUGCAUUCUUUUUAAGCAUUCUCCAUUGAGGUCUCCCCCCACCCCCACCUUUGGUAUUAAAGUAAGCCUUCUAUUUCUGUUUGGCUCUUCAUUUCCCUGGAAAACCAGCUUCCAGAAAGGUGAACCUGUCCACAGAGGAGGCCAGAGCCCGGAGUCCUCCAGGACUGUGGAAGUGACAACCAAACUCUCCUACCGAGACUCCACGGCGCCCUCUGUGGCUUGGGCAAGGGAAUUGCAUGCACAUUGCUUUAUCUCCACCCUAAAUUGCUCCUAAAUAGACUGUUAAUUGUACCAAAUUAUAUCUCGUCAGAUUUGAUGACAUGGGUUGGCUGCCCUGCGGUGGGGGCUGGACUGAGAUCAUUAAAUCCAUUUCACUUAAUAUUCCA
Capra hircus (goat) is the source of this 7689-nucleotide messenger RNA. RefSeq names its product WD repeat domain 7 (gene WDR7). The coding region runs from base 239 to 4702 and encodes 1487 amino acids. The transcript has 28 exons. The record is from RefSeq and is a predicted model, not a curated record. Gene Ontology annotation, cellular component: cytoplasm. NCBI's taxonomy places the organism in Eukaryota, Metazoa, Chordata, Mammalia, Artiodactyla, Bovidae. Gene Ontology annotation, molecular function: protein binding.